AUGCCCUCUAAGAAGAAGGCCAGCAGCACGCAGAUCCAUGCCGCGAAACCACAACCUCUAAACGAAUCUUUGAAGAGCGUGCCUGCACCUCCACCGACACCGGGCUCUGCUCCAGUCAUCAACCGUUCUGUGAACGGGCAACAAUCAAAUGCCAAACCCGACUCAGAUUCGAAGACCGGGGACACGACAGAGUCUGCCGGAGAGCCUGCGAGGGCGCCGGCCGUCAACCGGAAAAAACAAAAGAGACGUGAGAAGGAGGCGGCAAAGCGGGCUGCCGAGCAGAAUCUGGUCAAUGGGCAUGACCACUCGAGCCCGCAACAGAAUGGACAAUUACCGCCUGUCAAGCAAGGUCGGGGGCCUGUAAAAGGAUAUUUCACAGAAGAAGCCGAUUACGCAGAUCCCUCGGAACCGGCGUACGCUGGAAUUGGAAGCCCGGAAGAAGCCUUCUACAGCGGGGACGAGAAUCCUAACUACGGCAAUGGUGCAGACGGGAUGCCAGACAGCUCGUGGCUGAAUACGAGCAAGCGGAAAAAGGCCAAGAACACAAAGACUCAUGCACCCGACUCCGAGUCACUUUCGCGAACCUCGACAAUGAUGUCGAGGUCGCAUAUGCCGCCUCUAUCGAAUAUCGCCAUGCGAGCCUCGCACAAAUUGUCCAACGAACACAUCUGGAACACCUCCACACAAGCCGAACGAGAGAAUAUCAAGCAAUUUUGGCUGGAAUUGGGUGAAGAGGAGCGGAGAUCGUUGGUAAAGGUGGAGAAAGAGGCCGUGUUGCGAAAGAUGAAGGAACAACAAAAGCAUUCGUGUAGUUGUUCGGUAUGUGGGCGAAAGCGGACAGCGAUCGAGGAAGAACUCGAAGUCCUUUACGACGCCUAUUAUGAGGAGCUGGAGCAAUUCGCCAACCACAACACCGAUCUUUCCAACGUACCGCACAUGAUGGCACCACCUCGGCCUCCAUUCAAACGACAUGCACCUCUCAUGGCCGGUUCAUAUCCUUCACGGAGUCGAGUACACGAAAUCGACGAAGACGACGAGGAUCUCGAGGACGAUGAAGAGUACGACGACGAAGAGGAAGAAGUGUACAGCGAAGAAGGCGAGCUCGACGGCCACGGGCUACCACCGGGUCCGCCCGAUUUCUUCCAGUUUGGCAAUAGUUUGACUGUCAAGGAUGGCAUCCUCACAGUAGCCGACGAUCUACUGAAGAACGAUGGGAAGCAUUUCAUUGAUAUGAUGGAGCAAUUGGCGGAGAGACGCAUGCAACGUGAGGAAGAAAUUCGUUACCCUUCUUCUUCCCUAGCUCAUCGAAAUAUCCAUGAAGGUCACAAUCAUCCUCCGAUAGACGACGAUGAUGAUUAUGACGACGAGGAAGACGAUGAGGACUAUGACAGUCAGGAAGAAGACGAUUUCGAGGGAGACGAUAUGGACUCCAUGACUGAAGAGCAACGAAUGGAAGAAGGUCGACGGAUGUUUCAGAUCUUUGCUGCUCGGAUGUUCGAACAGCGUGUAUUGACCGCUUAUCGAGAAAAGGUAGCAGCGGAACGCCAGAAGAAAUUGCUCGAAGAGCUUGAUGAAGAAAGCCGCCUUGACACACAACGAGAAGCCAAGAAGGCCCGAGAAGCAGCGAAAAAGAAGGAGAAAAAGCGACUGCAGAAACUGGCAAAGGAGGAAGAAAGGGCGAAGAAGGAGGCCGAGAAAGCCGCCCAGGAAGCAGCUGCGCGAGAGCUGGAGGAGAAGAAGCAACAGGAGCAGCGCCAACGCCGAGAAGAGCAAAGAAAGAAGCGUGAGGCGGAAAAAAAGGCGGCGGAAGAAGAGCGACUUCGAAAGGAAGCCGAGAGGCACCGAAAACAACAAGAGCAGCGCGACCGACAAGCCGAACAGGAACGCAAGCAACGCGAGGCCAAGGAGCGAGAACGACAGAAGCGUGAGGAUGCCAAGAAAAAGGAGCGUGAAGAACGAGAAGCCAAAGAGAAGGAGGCCCGGGAGCGAAAGGCAAAAGCAGAGCAAGAGAGAAAAGCCAAAGAAGAACAGGCGAGAAAGGACAAGGAGGCGUCUCUCAAAGCCGAAAAGGAAGCCAAGGAUCGUGCCCAACCAGGUACGAAGCAGCAGCCCGUUGCUCUUCCACCGGGUUUACAUCCCCCAUCUCGUGGCUCGAGUAUCCAGUCGCCUCAUUUUCAAGUGGCUACUCCGAUCCUUCCUCCCAAAAUCGCCACUCCGGCGCGAAACAGGCAAUCUUCACAGCCAGGACCGCAUUCUCAUGGUUCAUCUCCGCGAUCCCAGAAGGCCAGCACCGAAAUCUCGCGAAGCUCGGCGUCUCCAGCGACGGUGGCCAUGCCUCAGACUCCUGGGCCGGGACAGCCCGCCAAAGCGCAAGGACAACCUCCCGUACUACAUCAUCCACAACCAUCAGCUCCAAGGUCACCUUUGAACAACCAUGGCCGUGGACAAUUUCCCUUCAACAUGAAUGGACUGCCUGGACUGGGGGUUGGUGGUGGUCCGCCAAUGGGCGCCCCGGGCAUGGUGCCCAAUAUGGUACCUCCGAUGCCAAUGUAUCAGGGCCCUCCCAUUGCGAAUCAGCCAAGAUUCGCCCCGAACGGUAUGCCAUAUCCUCCAGGAUUUCCUCGACCAUUCCAGCCUGGUCAUCAAAUGUCAUUUGCCCCACAACCCCCGGCUCAGGCGCCUCCGGCGGCCAAUCAACAACCGGUAUCCAAACCACCAGUGCACUCCAGACAACCAUCCAACGACAGUGGUUCGCAGCCAGCUCCAAUUGCUCGACCAGGACCAAUUGCUCGACCGUCCAGUACCACACCAGACAAGCAGAAGCCACAACAAUCACCAGAUUCUGAUGUUGAGCUGCUGACCACACAGCUGGGUAGCAAAGCAUUGCUGGACGAUUCUGACGCGUCAUUCUUGGAGAAUACGGACGCACGGGUGAAUCUGCCGCCAGUUGGGCCCCCGGGAUCGACGAGAUUGCCAUUUGCCAGUAGCUUCGCCGAGCCCAAGCAGGAAUAUUUGGGCUCGGGUGGACCUGGUUGGAGUAGUUUCAAUUCUGGAAUGUCGAAUGCACCGGGGUGGGGACCACCAACAACACAACGGCCCAGUCCUGGCUGGUCUCAACCACCCUUUGGAGCCAUGGGCGCCGGAUCUCAGCCGAUAUCAAGACCCCAUCUUCCUCGACCGGUUGCGGUGAGACUCAUGCUUGUUCAAGCCUGUCGCCAGUUGUCACAAGUUCCUGCCAUCAGUGCCGAUGGUUAUUAUCCCGUACAGACCCUUCUGCGACAAGUGGAUGUGCUGAAAACCCCGGGUGAACCACCCGUUUCCAUGGAUGAGAUGCUGGGCAUUUGCGAUACGGAAGGCAACCCGCAAAAUGGCGGUGGCUCAUUUGAGGUGGUCGUUGACCCAGGGAGAGGACAAGUCGUCAAAUUCGUCGAAGAUACAUCAGGCCAACCACGAAGCAGUGUGGGCGAGAUUGGCAGUCCGGUACUGGGACACACUCCGCACAUGCACACAGCUACCUUUGGAGGCAUUGGCUCCGGCAGUUUCGGACCUCAUGGCAGGAGUUUCUAG
This is a messenger RNA of Rhinocladiella mackenziei CBS 650.93, 3567 nucleotides long. RefSeq lists its product as uncharacterized. The transcript has 3 exons. The record is from RefSeq and is a predicted model, not a curated record. The coding region runs from base 1 to 3567 and encodes 1188 amino acids. Lineage: Eukaryota; Fungi; Ascomycota; Eurotiomycetes; Chaetothyriales; Herpotrichiellaceae.